Messenger RNA from Penicillium antarcticum, 1788 nucleotides. Its product is annotated as Zn(II)2Cys6 transcription factor. The transcript is spliced from 4 exons. The coding region runs from base 1 to 1788 and encodes 595 amino acids. The record is from RefSeq and is a predicted model, not a curated record. Gene Ontology annotation, molecular function: DNA-binding transcription factor activity, RNA polymerase II-specific; zinc ion binding; transcription cis-regulatory region binding. Gene Ontology annotation, biological process: positive regulation of transcription by RNA polymerase II. Gene Ontology annotation, cellular component: nucleus. NCBI's taxonomy places the organism in Eukaryota, Fungi, Ascomycota, Eurotiomycetes, Eurotiales, Aspergillaceae.
AUGAAUGCCUUCACCACUGGCCUGGUGCAACCGUCGUCCUCAUUUGCCCCCGGUCAGCCGAUAUCUGCUCCGAAGAAAGGCAGAGCACGGCAAUCUGGCACGGCAUGGACUCGUUCGGGAUGUUUGACCUGCAAGAAACGACGCAAAGCUUGCGAUAAGACCAAGCCGAGUUGCAACAAUUGUAUCAAGCAAGGUCGGACGUGUGAGGGCUAUGGCUCUAUGUGGGUAGAGCCACUGGGUCCCUCGGCAAAUGUAUUUUCACAGAGUGAAGUACCAAAGCGUAGGAGGCUCAGUAUGUCCUCAUUCCAACUGCCUUCGCCUAUGCUGUCACCGUCGUCAGAUGCUUGGCCUGAAACCCGUUCAUCGCCUGGGACAGUGGAUUCCUUGGCUUGGUCUAUCCCAUCAUCAUCUUUGGAAUAUCAACUAGUUGGAACGAAUGAAAACCAUAUCCACGAUACAGAUGAACAAAGUCUAGAUCAGGACUUCCAUCUGCAUAACUCCGUGGCAGUGAUCCCCCGGCCUCAAGGAUUCAUCAACCAUGUCUCCACCCACGAAACUCACUAUCUCCAAUAUCAUAUGGAGCAAGGAUCCCGACUCCUAGCAAAUCUCGAGAGCGAUGACAAUCCUUUGCGGUCGUUGUUGAUUCCAAUGGCAAUGUCAUCACCGCUGCUGAUGAAAGCCGUAUGUGCCGUCUCCGCUCUGCACUUAGCAAACCGAUCUCGCGGCUUCGGUGCACACACAGCUGCAGUUAACUACUACAGCGGGACUCUCAACGGGCUUCGGUCAGCACUGGUCAAGUGUUCAACAGAGGUUUUCCCCGACGAUGCUUUACUAGCAGUAGGUCUACUCUGCAAAUAUGAGAUCGUCCGCGGCAGCAUCAAGCAAUGGGUGAUUCACCUUAAUGCACUCCAGCGCUUGAUCGUCUCCCGUGGAGGCUUUGAAUCGAUGGAUCGAGGCGCUGCCGAGUUCCUACGUGGACUAUUUGUCUAUGCCUAUAAUAUGGCCCAGAUCAGUAAUCUAAACUGCAACACUACUAUCGAUGUCACUGUGAAUAGUGAUAUUGGCGUCCCGAAAUUGGAUAUCUACAUCGGCUACACCGAAGAGAUUCUCAGACUAUGUGCACGCAUUGCAGAGCUCCCCUCUUUAAAAGAUGACAACUUGGCUCUCCGCCUCAGCGUCGCGACUAUGAACGAAUCCCUCCUCACCUGGUCCCAUACCUCAACCCCCUACAUAAUCCCCCAAGGCACAUCCCCAGCAACCCUCACACGCCUCCAACUGGUAGCCGAAUGUUUCCGCGACGCAGGCUUCGUCUACCUCCAUUCAAUAAUGGAACGAUUAGACAGAGACCAUCUAAAUACCACCCUCGCCACAACAACCCCCAAUACCACGAUUAACCCCGGAUCCCUCGAAACAAAUUCCCUCUCAGCACAAGAUUGGCUCCCUCUAAUCUCAACACCCAAAUCCCUCGCCGUCCACCGCUGCCUCUCGCGCGUGGAGGCCUUCCCAUUGGAUGACCAUUGCGAAUACUCAGCGCUCACAUUCCCGCUUUUUAUUUCAGGCUGUGAAAGCGAGAACGUGGAAGAUCGAGAAGUCGUUCUUCGCUCGUUGGGCAAACUACAAGAUAAUUUUGGGAUUGGGAAUGUCCGGCGCGCGAAGGAUUUAUUGGGUAUUCUAUGGGCGAGACGGGAUGCUGAUCGUGAGGCUGAAGUUGCGGGCAUUGGAAACAGCCGGAAGGUGCAUUGGCUGGAUAUUGUUGAGGAAUUGGGGUGGGAGCUUAUUCUUGCAUAG